Messenger RNA from Vigna unguiculata (cowpea), 1065 nucleotides. RefSeq lists its product as uncharacterized. NCBI's taxonomy places the organism in Eukaryota, Viridiplantae, Streptophyta, Magnoliopsida, Fabales, Fabaceae. The record is from RefSeq and is a predicted model, not a curated record.
UACAACAUCAUCAUCAUCAACCACCAUCAUUAUUAAAUUCUCCUUUUGCAUCACAAGUAGGUUGUUGCUAUAUAUACACAAUUCAUACACCACCUCCUUCCCUUGUUCAAACAAUUCUCCAACAUUCAAAGCUACACAUAAUUUUAGCCAAAGGCUUGAAAGGUUUAGAUACCUUCUUUUUUUUCUGAUCAGGAUUCAAAGUUGAAACCGUAGAUCAGUUUUAGUUUCCUCUAAUUUUAAUUCAGAGAUAUAUAGAGAGAGAGAGCAACAAUGGGAAAUAGCUUAAGGUGUUGUUUGGCUUGUGUUCUUCCAUGUGGGGCACUGGACUUGAUUCGAAUAGUGCAUUUGAACGGCUAUGUGGAAGAGAUUACACGUUCGAUCACAGCUGGAGAGGUUCUCAAAGCAAACCCUAACCAUGUUCUUAGCAAACCUAGCUCUCAGGGAGUUGUUCGCCGGAUUUUGAUCCUCUCGCCGGAGACCGAGCUCAAAAGGGGCAGCAUCUACUUCUUGAUCCCGGAAUCUUCGCUGCCGGAGAAUAAACGACACGCCGGAAAAGGAAGCAUUGGCGGCGGUGAUGGUGAUGUCAAAAAGAAAGCAUCAACGAGGAAGAACAACAAGGGUGAUGGUGAUGAUUUUCCGUCACGGUCACUCAAAGCCUCUCACAAAGAGAAAAAAUCGUUAUGCCGUGAUCGCCGGAAAGGUCGCAUUGGAAUAUGGAAACCUCAUUUGGAGAGUAUAUCGGAAGACUAGUCCGGUUUGUGUUAUCCGCCGGUGGCCGGAAUCCGACAUCGCCGGAAAAUGCAGAGAAAAAAAAAUUGUUCAAUUAUUAAAAUAUAUAGGAACAGAAACUUUUUUCUCCUUGUUUUAUAAAUGUAUGUGGGAAUUUGAUUUUGUGGAUAAAAAAAUUUACCUUGCUUUCAAAUUGUUUUGCUGAGUUGAGUUUGAUCACAUUUUAAUUUGUUUUGCUUUUCAACAAUAAGGUAAAAGAAGAAGAAAAAGAAGUUACCAAGAGUGAAGAUUUCAAGAUUGUACCAAACGAUUUCCAACCUCAAAUUCAUGCAAAUA